UCGAGUGCGCAGUGACGGAAGCCUUUUGGGUAUAAAAAGCUCCUGGUGUACGGGAACCGUCAGUUUGUUUGUGACGACUUGACAUCUGGCUGCGAUUCAGCUCCUGAUUCCACUGAAACAGUCUCCAUGAUGAUGAUCUCCAGCUGUGGUAGAGGAACUUCAUUCAGCUGCUUCAGCUGCUUGGCUCUUCUCCUGGUCUUGCAUUGCCAUCAAACUAACAGGAUUCAUGGUCAGAAGUCUGUCUCUGCCCUAACUGUGGUGGAGAAUACAGAGGGAAGAGGAGGUGAUGAAGAAGAGGAGAAGGAGAAGGAGGUAAAUCUAAAGGUGGUCCAACCUACUGAGCAGUGGCAAUCACUCAAACCAGGCCAGGCAGUCCCAGCAGGUUCUCAUGUGAGGCUGAAUCUGCAGACAGGUCAGAGGGAGGUCAGACUUGGAGAGGAGCAGCUCAAAUACUGGACCCAGGAGCACCAAAGGGACACAAAAGAGACCGGGUCCUUCUUCAGUCCUGAUGAACUGAAACAGGCCAUGAAGAAGAUCAAGGAAGACCUGAACCCAGUGAGCAAAGACCCAGACCAGCAGGUGUCUAUGUACCGCCCCUUAGAGGAGUUGAAGAGGGACAUGGCUCAGUUGGACCUGCUUUUGGAGACGGAUGUUCAGAUAAUGAGGCGUCUGCUUGAACAGUUCAACAGCAGCAACUCAACUGCAGAGCAGAGAAUGAACAUCCUGCUAGAGCUGGAGUACCUGGUGCACCAGGUGGACAAUGCUCAGACUCUCUGCUCCAUGGGGGGUCUCCAAGUGAUUCUAGAGGGUCUGAACAGCUCUGACUUGAGACUACAGGAGAACUCUGCCUUUGUUCUGGGAUCUGCUUUAUCCAGUAACCCAGUGGUCCAAGUGAAAGCUGUGGAGAGUGGUGCUCUGCAGACACUGUUGACCGUGCUGGCCAUUGCUCAGCCACUCAGAGUGAAGAAGAAGGUCCUGUUUGCUGUGGCCUCCCUCUUACGUCACUUCCCCUAUGCACAACACAACUUCCUGUCACAUGGGGGACUUCAGGUCCUAUCAGAGCUGUUCAGGGCAGAUGGAGACGGAGUUCUGCGACUGCGCAUUGUCACCAUGUUGUAUGACAUAAUCAGUGAGAAGGAGCUGAUCUCCCAAGCAGGUUUGGACCUGGUCCUGGAUGCUGCUCAUGACGAGCGUGUGCGGCAGUACUCUAAGGUGUCCCUGGAUGGGGAGCUGCUGGAGAAGGGCUGGUGCAGUCUGGUCCCACAGCUGCUGGAGUCCACUGAGCAUGACUACAGAGAGAAGGCUCUUCGGGCUCUGUUGGCGAUGGCUCCGAUGUGUUUGGACCAGUACCGCUCAGACAGCUCUCUGAUGGACUCUCUGCUGUCUCUCCGAGACCAGUACCAACACAUGGUCCAGUCUGAGAUGAUUCUGGGAGAGGAGAACAGCUACUUCACAGAGUUGGUAGAACUUAUAGAUAAACUGCAAGUCAAAAUGAAAACGAAAUGACCAGCGGAGUGACCACACUGUGCAGAGGAGCACACAGACUGAUAUAGACUGAUACAGAAUGACUGACACAGACUGAUGGAGACUGACACAGACUGAUACAGACUGAC
Messenger RNA from Seriola dumerili (greater amberjack), 1613 nucleotides. It is a transcript of the gene sil1, whose product is annotated as SIL1 nucleotide exchange factor. The transcript is spliced from 12 exons. NCBI's taxonomy places the organism in Eukaryota, Metazoa, Chordata, Actinopteri, Carangiformes, Carangidae. The coding region runs from base 127 to 1506 and encodes 459 amino acids. The record is from RefSeq and is a predicted model, not a curated record.